UUCUCCUUCCAGGAAAAUGGCUGGGGGGCAUCCCUUGCUGAGAGGCUGGUCAGAAAAUGUGAUGUUGUGAACCGUGGGCUCUCGGGCUACAACACCAGGUGGGCUAAAUUGAUCCUUCCAAGACUGAUCAGUAAAAGUACUGGUGCUGAGAACACUGUUGCAGUUACUAUUUUCUUUGGAGCAAAUGACAGUGCUUUGAAAGAUCUGAACCCUAAGCAACAUGUUCCUUUGGAGGAAUAUGCUGCGAACUUAAAGAGCAUGAUACAGUAUCUGAAGUCCAUAGACAUUACUGAAGACAGGAUUAUUUUGAUAACGCCACCACCUCUUCAGGAAUCAGCUUGGGAAAAGGAGUGUCUUGCCAAAGGUGACAAAUUAAAUCGCCGCAAUGCCACCACCGGAGAAUAUGCCCAGGCCUGUGUUCAGGUAGCUAGGGACUGUGGAACAGAUGUACUCGACCUCUGGACACUGAUGCAAAAAAAUCAGGAUUUCUCUUCCUAUUUGUCUGAUGGGCUCCAUUUAUCAACAAAAGGCAACAGCUUUCUAGCAACACAACUUUGGUCACGCCUGGAAAAAAAACUGUCUGCUCUUCCUUCACUGCUUCCUUACUGGCGCGAGGUGGACCACGCCAACCCCGAGGCCAGCCUUCUGCACGAUCCCCUGCAGUAA
Phaethon lepturus (White-tailed tropicbird) is the source of this 666-nucleotide messenger RNA. It is a transcript of the gene IAH1, whose product is annotated as isoamyl acetate-hydrolyzing esterase 1 homolog (S. cerevisiae). The record is from RefSeq and is a predicted model, not a curated record. The transcript is spliced from 5 exons. Lineage: Eukaryota; Metazoa; Chordata; Aves; Phaethontiformes; Phaethontidae. Gene Ontology annotation, molecular function: hydrolase activity, acting on ester bonds. The annotation marks the transcript as partial.